Molecule: messenger RNA, 849 nt
Organism: Cladophialophora carrionii CBS 160.54
Lineage: Eukaryota; Fungi; Ascomycota; Eurotiomycetes; Chaetothyriales; Herpotrichiellaceae
Exons: 4
Coding region: 1-849 (282 amino acids)
Cellular component (GO): cytoplasm
Molecular function (GO): oxidoreductase activity, acting on the CH-OH group of donors, NAD or NADP as acceptor
Source: RefSeq, a predicted model, not a curated record
AUGGGCCUUGCCUUGGUGGAAGACCUCGCCGCCAAAGGAUGGAACAUCACCGUCUUCGACUUUGAUCACAUCUCUGGCGCAAAAGUCGCAGAAAGACUCGGGCGUCAAGUCUCCUUCAUCAAGGGUAAUACCGCGAAGUAUGAAGAGCUAGGCUCAGCAUUUGUAGAGACGUGGAAGAAAAGGGGGAGCAUUGACUUUGUCUUUGCCAACGCGCCCGUGCAGGGAAUUGGCGAGCGCAGCAAAUUCUACGAACCAAAGGAAGAACUCGCUGAAGGGUUUCCUCCCAAGCCCAGCACCUUGACGUUGGAGGUCAACCUCCUCGGCGUCGUCUACACGGCGUACCUCGCCCUUCAUUUCUUCCGGAAGAAUCCAAAUAAAAGUGGAAAGCUGGUCAUGACGAGCAGUGCCUCAGCGUUGUACCCGAGCGGUUCGCUGGCAUUGUAUUCCGCCGCCAAGCAUGCGGUCGUCGGCCUUACUCGAUCGAUGGGUGCCGCUCUGGGCAAAGAACCCAUCACCGUCAACUGCAUCUGUCCCGGCCUCGUUCCUUCAGGCCUCCUUCCCGAAGCAUUCACCAACGCGCUGCAAGCGGAUAUGAUAACCCCGACGUCAACGAUAGUCAAGGCAAUAAACAACUUCCUGGCGGACGACUCACUCACUGGUCAGGUAGCGGAAUGCAGCGGACAGGACGUCAUCUACCGUCCUUCUUACGAGCCCGAGAACGAGGCAGCGAGGUAUAUGUUGGCGCUUCAAGACGGGAAGGUUGCCGCGAAGAUUGAUCUCGCGGAGAUGGGGAGACAUGCAAAGGUGAAGAAGGAGUUUUACGAUAGGAUGGAAGACUCCGCAGCAUGA